UGAAAAUUAAAUUACAGAGAACUAAAUUGGUUUAUGCGUGCAUAUUUCAUAACUGAAUUGGGAUUGAAACGGUUGUAUUCCUAAAACAUGUCAAUUGAACCAAGUGUCCCUUUGCCUUUAGAUCCUCCUCCUCCACCAGAAGCUGAUGAGAAACGACUUUGGAUUGGAAAUAUUGAUAGUCGGUUGACAGAAUAUAACUUACUGAAAAUGGUUCAACAGUUUGGAGAGAUAAAAAAGUUUGAUUUUUUGUUCCACAAAUCUGGGCCUUUGAAAGGCAUGCCAAGAGGGUAUUGUUUUGUAACAUAUGAAACCAGAGAACAAGCAGAGAAGGCUCUGGCAGCACUCCAUGGUAAACGUGUUUUGGAUAAAGAUUUAGCUGUUAAAUGGUCUCAUUCUGUUUCAGAUGAUGUAUCCACCAGAGAGAAAGUUGAGCGAAAGAUAGUGGGAAUGACUGCAGAUGAGGCCAAGCUCACCAAAGACACUUUACAUCAGAUAAUGGCAAUUGAAGAAAAACUGAAAGCCAUGGCUGAGCAGCGUGACAAAGAGUUGGAACUCUGUCUUACCUCCUUCCCAACAUCUGCUAGCAACCCAUUAGUACUAAGUACCAAAAAUAGUUCUGUGUUCUGUCAUAAAACGCGAAACGGUCCUUACAAUCGGGACCGGAAGCACUCUAGACCACAUAAAAGAUGAUGAUGUUUGUAUGAGCUUCCUAUUAUUUAUUUUAAUGUGGAAAACUUAUGUUACUGUAAUGUAUGUAAAUGUGUAUAAAUCUUAUGGGGGGGUUUUUCUUCUAUUUUAUGUGUUCAUUUUACGUUUUGCCUCAGCUGAAUCUUGCCCUACAGAUUAAUUUUUUAUAUAUUGGCAUUAAAUUAAAUAUAAUGGCAUUUCAAAAUAUUGUCAUCUCAAAACAACAGUGGGAUCUCUUGCUGUUAUUUCUGGAUUUAGAUGUCUUAUUGUUGCUCUGAGGCGACGAUAUGGAGAAUCUUACCUUUAA
Uloborus diversus is the source of this 994-nucleotide messenger RNA. Its product is annotated as probable RNA-binding protein 18. Gene Ontology annotation, molecular function: RNA binding. The record is from RefSeq and is a predicted model, not a curated record. The coding region runs from base 88 to 690 and encodes 200 amino acids. NCBI's taxonomy places the organism in Eukaryota, Metazoa, Arthropoda, Arachnida, Araneae, Uloboridae. The transcript is spliced from 5 exons.